GGUAGCAUUUUGACAGCUAGUUGGCCAGAAUGAAUACAAAUAGCACGUCUUUUAAACAAUAUAAGUACUGCAGUUUAUGCAAAGUAAAUCACAAUACAGGCAAAAAACAUGUUUAUUCAAAAAGACACCAGCUCAUAUUGAAGAACAUUCUCCAAAAAUUUCAAACAAAGAUACAGCAAGUGAAGGGAACAUUGUUCAGCCCAGUAGCAAAGGAUUUGGAAUAUGAGGCUGGAGCGAAAUUCUGGUGCUACUUUUGUGCCAUAGAAGUUGACAAACAUGACAUCAUGGAAUCCUGCAAAGUUCUCGGAUAUGGCCUGCUCCAACAUAUUGCAAGUGAUGAGCACAAGGCAGGCUUGGAGCAGUUUUUCUGGGACAACCUUGUUAAGAAGGAGAUGAAGCCGAGAUAUGUGCUGUCCAUAGAGGAUCUUAGCAUAUUUAAGAAAGCUGCUUUUUUGGCUGUAAAGAAAUACCAGAAAGCAAGUGAAGCGGAUAUUAAGCAAGCAGCAUUUGAAAUAGCAGCAGCGGAAACCAGACGCCAGGAACACCUUUCAGAGUCAAACCAGUCCAAACAGAUAACCAGUCAACUAGAAGCUAACACUGGUAACCAGUCAACAACUGAAGCAGAAAACCAAUCCAUAUCAGCCAGAGGAGUAAAGCAGUCGGCAGAAAUGAGAUGGCCCAUAUCACCAGGAAAAGUGAACCAGUCGGCUAAAGGUGGGGCCAGUCGUGAUGGAAAGCAGCCUGGAAAGAGGACAGUUUUGGCGCAUGGUGAAGGUCUCUCAUGUAUUUCACAGCCUGGAGGAGCGGAGGACGGAAAUGUCCAUUCAGGUGCGAUGCCCCCCUGGCUUCUCAAUGACACGCCCACCUCCAGGGGAGAGAUUGGACCCACCCUAGAAGACUACCAGAAACACUUGCACCAGGAGAAAAGAGCCAAGCUGCCAGCUAUGAGGGUUGGGGCAAACUUUGAUCAUCAAGGAACUGCUGACACCAGCUGGCUGCCUUCCUUUGGACGAGUCUGGAGCAAAGGCAGGCGACUCCAAUCCAAACAACAUUUUGAAAAAGAAUGGAAGAAAACAAAUGGAAAACCACAGCCAAGCAGCACCGUUACAGCAGAAAGCAAAAUUGAAAGGAUUAAAUCAAGCACACCACCAUGGGAGCAGCCAUCUUGUUCCAGAAUUGAGGUCAUCCAAGAUGGCUCUCAAUCAGCCAAUCAAGUUCAGCCUUACAAAAAGAAACUCAAGCAGACUGUAAUUGAUAGUGAAAUUGAUUCGGAUUGGACAAAACAGAGUGCUGGGAAAAUGCCUGCUAAUAUUGUGCCAUACAAAAGGAAAUCACAACAUUUUGGAACUCCAGAUAAUAAAUAUGUAAAAAUGCAAACCAACACAGAUCAAAGAUUUUCAUCUAGUAGUGAAGUUGUGCCUACUGGCUAUAAACGUCAAAGGAAAGAACAUGAUAAUGCUUCGUCAUCAUCUAAUCUUAUACAAACUCCAGUCCUAAAUUUGCAAUUGUAAUUGAAGUUAACUGAAUUAUGUUAUGUCAAAUAUAAUAGGGCAUAAAAGUUUCAUGGACUAUUUUUCUGAUUGUGGAAAACUGAUAGUCAUCUGACAUUCUUUGUUAAAAUGCAUCUUAUAUUGGCAAACUUAAGAAUAUUGUUUAUUGUAUUUCGAAACUAAGAGCUUUAUUGGUCAGUUUCUGGAAUGUUUAUUUGAUUCUGUUAUUACAAAGUUAUAUUUGUUUGCAUCAGCCUAUCAUACCGUGUUUAGUAAUGACUGAGUAUGUGUUGAUAAAGAGUUCUAUGUGAAAAAUAAAUGAGAAAAGUUUCUAUUAAU
Messenger RNA from Mya arenaria, 1829 nucleotides. Its product is annotated as centrosomal AT-AC splicing factor-like. The record is from RefSeq and is a predicted model, not a curated record. Bases 30 to 1511 code for a protein of 493 amino acids. The transcript is spliced from 9 exons. Lineage: Eukaryota; Metazoa; Mollusca; Bivalvia; Myida; Myidae.